GGUGGUGCCUGGCUUCUCUCGGCGCAAUGGGGGAGGGGUGUGGGUGUGUGGUCUGUACGUGAAUGACGAACGGUCCAUUGGGGGGCAGGGGGGCGUGAGAUGAUGAGAGAUGAAGAGAGUCUUCGAUUACCCAAUACCUAAUUCAAUAACUUCAAUCUUUAACACCAAACCCAACAACUUCAAAUCAGCCAAAAUGCGUUUCUCCGCCGCCACCGUCUUCGCCCUGGUCUCCUUGGUUGCCGCCCAGGACGCUUCCUCCACCACCCCCGCCGUCCCCGGCGCCUCCCAGGUCAGCUCCCUCAUCGGCUCUGCCUCAAGCGCCCUCGCCUCUGAGGCCUCUUCCAUCCUGAGCGGUGCCUCCUCCGCCGCCGGCGCCGCUUCCUCGGCCAUCGCCUCCAUCACCUCCUCCGCUGGCGCCGAGGCCUCUUCCCUGAGCGAGGCCCUCACCUCCGCCACCGACGCCGCCGGCUCCGCUUCCAUCUCCUCCAAGAUCGCCUCCGUCUCCAGCAAGGCUGCCUCCGCCGCCUCCAGUGUUGCCUCUGCUCAGAGCACCUCUGCCCCUGGCGCUGCCCCCGCCCAGACUGCUGCCGUUGCUCUCGGUGCCCUCUUCGGUGGUGCCGCUCUCGUUGCCAACUUGUAAAUUAUGGGAUAU
Messenger RNA from Colletotrichum godetiae, 652 nucleotides. RefSeq lists its product as uncharacterized. The record is from RefSeq and is a predicted model, not a curated record. The transcript has 3 exons. The coding region runs from base 110 to 640 and encodes 176 amino acids. NCBI's taxonomy places the organism in Eukaryota, Fungi, Ascomycota, Sordariomycetes, Glomerellales, Glomerellaceae.